UCUGAUACGAGAGAGGCUUGCCGGACAUGUGACCCGCCAUUGUGUGAAACAAGGGGAGUUGCAAGGGAUUCUGUCAUUCUAACACACGGAAGAAAGAGAGUACAAUGAAAGCUUCGAGUGUGUGGACAUCGCUAUGCAGUAAGAAAAGAUUAAGCCACGAACCAUGAAACUGACUGACGAGGCUAAGCCCAGUUUCUAUAAACAUAAGUUGCACCAUUGAUCCGUCCGGUCACAAGUUGGACGUCCACGUUGAACCAGAUUCUGUACCCUUGGAAGAUCAUGGGUCUUUUCCAAAUGGCAGUUGCUUCAAACAAAGGUAUGAAGUUUUUCCUGGCGAUAUGCCUGGUCAUGGUAUGCAUGUUCUUGUGGCAGUACGCGUUGGUAGACAAGUCUGUUUUUAUCAGAGGGGGACAUUUCACCGAGCACCGUGACGUCUUCAGAGAACACAUAGUUCAAGACGUUGAAAUUGACAGGCGGAGUAUUGUCCUUGCGGCCAGAGAGCUACUCAAGGGAAGGGAAACAGAAGAGCAGCCACAACGCCACGUGAUCUGCCCCAGCUUCAGUGGCGGGCUGGGUAAUAUGCUCUUCCAGUACGCCUCGGCGUACGGGAUAUCAAGGAGGGUUGGGCUGGACAUUCUUGUCAAAGCGGACGUUGAAGUAUUUCAGGUAUUUGACAUCUGGGCCAAGGUUUCCAGCGAGAAGAGCGUUUGCCCAAAAGCCAAGAUAAUCAAAGAGAGGCACAGUGGUGUCUACGAACACAGCCUCAUGUCCAUUCGAAACAACGCCGACUAUGUUGCCAAAGGCUACCUUCAGUCCUGGAAGUAUUUUGACCCUUUCAGGGAUGAAAUACGGAAACAGUUACGUUUCAGAGGCGACAUUGAAAGAAAGGCCUUUGACAUUCUUGAAUCAGCACUAAGUGAAAAAUAUGGCAGGGGGAACUACUCCUCCCGAACUCUGGUGGGCGUCCACGUUCGUCGGGGCAAUUUAAUGAACAAGCAUGAGCGAGAAUAUGGUUAUAAAGUUGCUACUCCGGGAUAUAUAAAGAAAGCAUUAGCAUUUUUCACUCAUAAAUAUAGACACGUUACGUUUAUUGUUUGCUCCAAUGAUAUGAAAUGGAGUCGCCACUACGUUAACGAUACUGACGUAAUAUAUGUCGACGGUAACCCUAGAGAGGUGGAUCUGGCGUUACUGUCGUCUUUGAAUCAUACCAUUCUCACAGUCGGGACAUUCGGCUGGUGGAGCGCCUGGAUGGCAAAUGGCACAACGUUAUUUUUUAAAGAUUUCGUUAAAAUUGGGACUAAAUUUGCACACGAAUUUUCACCGGAUCACAGUGAUUACCUAUACCCAGGUUGGAUAGGAAUGUGACUGCUUACGUCAUUUCAAUUUUUAAACAUACAUUUUAAGUUUUUGUCCUCAUUCUCAAUACAAUGAUAAGGAUACAGUUA
This is a messenger RNA of Haliotis rubra (blacklip abalone), 1445 nucleotides long. Its product is annotated as galactoside alpha-(1,2)-fucosyltransferase 2-like. Gene Ontology annotation, molecular function: galactoside 2-alpha-L-fucosyltransferase activity. The record is from RefSeq and is a predicted model, not a curated record. The transcript is spliced from 4 exons. The coding region runs from base 280 to 1365 and encodes 361 amino acids. Lineage: Eukaryota; Metazoa; Mollusca; Gastropoda; Lepetellida; Haliotidae. Gene Ontology annotation, biological process: carbohydrate metabolic process. Gene Ontology annotation, cellular component: membrane.